AUUAGAGAAGGGUGCAUAAGUGAUGGGGGAAGGGGGUGGAUCGGCCUGCGACCUGGGGUCGGAAAAUUUUGGGGCAAAGGAUUGGUGAUAAGAGAAGGAAGAUGAAGGGGAUUUAUGGCUAGAGAAAGGUACAGAAGUGAUGGGGGAAAUGGAUGGAGGCGUGGAGGUGAUCGAGGGGUGGCUCAGCGAUAACAGUCCAAUGGCGCUGUUGCGAUUCCAUCAUCCAUGUACGCUUCCCGCCCCACUACCACCAUCCCCGCUGCAAUCUUCUUCUUCUUCUGCUACUUGUCUUGUUAGCAGCUAUUCACCCUCCAAGUCCCCAGUAUGUACAGGUUCUGCCCUCCGCCCCCUCUGUUGGCCAUCACGCCACCGGCAGCUGCGGUCUCUGACGGCGGUGAAGGUGAAGGUGAAAGGUAGCCUCUCCUCCGCCGCGGAAGCUUCAGUUUCCAGCAGUAGAGGAGGGGAAGGAGAGAAGGAGCUGCUACUCCAAGUUGAGGAUCUAACGGCCGUGAUUGCCGAAUCCAAACAGCAGAUUCUCAAGGGCGUCAACCUCUCUGUCUACCAAGGGGAGGUUCAUGCUAUUAUGGGAAAGAACGGUUCAGGGAAGAGCACUUUCGCCAAGGUUCUGGCUGGGCAUCCGGAAUACCAAGUUACCGGAGGUAGUGUUGUGUUUAAAGGGGAAAACUUGCUUGAAAUGCCAGCGGAAGGCCGGUCACUUGCGGGGCUUUUUAUGAGUUUCCAGUCCCCAGUUGAGAUCCCUGGUGUCACCAACAUUGAUUUUCUCAGCAUGGCGUACAAUGCUCGCAGAAAGAAACUAGGACUGCCCGAGCUUGGACCGAUUGAGUUCUAUGCUUAUAUUUUUCCCAAACUUAAUCUUGUCAACAUGAAGACGGACUUCCUUAAUCGAAAUGUUAAUGAAGGCUUCAGUGGAGGUGAAAAGAAGCGCAAUGAGAUUUUGCAACUGGCGGUUUUGGGAGCAGAGUUGUCUAUUUUGGAUGAAAUUGAUUCUGGGCUGGAUGUUGAUGCACUUCAAGAUGUAGCAAAGGCAGUCAAUGGGCUUCUGACCCCGACAAAUUCUGUAUUGAUGAUUACUCAUUACCUACGACUUCUGGAAUUUAUAAAGCCAACAUGUAUCCAUAUUAUGGAGGAUGGGAAAAUUAUAAAGACAGGUGACAUCUCCUUAGCAGAAGUACUAGAGAAGGAAGGGUACAAAGCAAUUUCUUGAGCAUAACAACUUGAAAGUUGGCAUUCAGCUUCAGGAGAAGUUAUACAGAUUUGGACGUUGGUGAGCUAUCUUUCUGUUGCUGUCAGAGAAUUUCUAGCUAUUUUCAUUUUCUAUGCUAGUAGAUGGAGCUUGAAAUCUUCAAGCUUUUUAUGUAACUCUUGUGUUAGAAAGUUAUGCGACAAGAAAUCUCUUUGCUUCUAUUAAUUUGGAAGGCUAAGGUGCCCUAAGGCACUAGUUUUUGCUUGGUUAGUUGCUUAUGCAGGGUUAAUACUUUUGUUAAGAUUUGAAACAAAAAAGAGACAAAAAUGUUUGUUUAUUUCCAUAUUGAUUACGUAUAGUGUGGAAAAGUGAGAAGGAAAGUGUUUGUAUUCUAUUUCAACGAUGAGAUGAAUUGAUUAGUGGUAUCGCCCAUUCUUCAAUAUUAAAGUCUGUUUGAGCAUCUGAAUUUCCUGUUGUUUCAUUUCAUGGAUACUUUUGUCUAGAUUUCUGACUGUUAGCCCUAUUACUGUUCCUUCAUAUCUCAUGGA
Messenger RNA from Pyrus x bretschneideri (Chinese white pear), 1752 nucleotides. RefSeq names its product ABC transporter I family member 6, chloroplastic. NCBI's taxonomy places the organism in Eukaryota, Viridiplantae, Streptophyta, Magnoliopsida, Rosales, Rosaceae. The coding region runs from base 140 to 1225 and encodes 361 amino acids. The transcript is spliced from 7 exons. The record is from RefSeq and is a predicted model, not a curated record. Gene Ontology annotation, molecular function: ATP hydrolysis activity; ATP binding.